AAAAUCCAGAACAAUACAGGAUUAUAGGAAUCAUAAACUAAAAUGAAAGUAAGAAAACCAACAAGUAAAAGAACCACUACCCGUAUGAGGGAGGGAAUUAAGAAGAAAGCUGCAGCUCAAAGAAGAAAAGACAGAAAGUCUUCAAAGAAGGAUCCAACAUGGAGAUCUAAAAAAAAGGAUCCUGGAAUCCCAUCUAGUUUUCCUUAUAAAGAUAAAAUUCUUUCACAAAUCGAGAACAAGAGGUUGCAAGAUCAGCUAGAGAAAGAGCGUCUUAAACAAGAAAAAAUUGUUGCAGGAAAUGAACAAAAUCAGAAUAAUGAUGAUGAACAAAGUCAAAUUGGAGAAGACGAAGAAAUUGAAGAUGAAGGCUCUAAUCCAUUGGCUGCAUUAUUGGCUUCUGCUCAACAAGCCGCCAAAGAGUUUAACGGGGAUGAUGGUGAAGACGAAGACGAAGACAUAAUGGAAAAAGAGAUUGAAAAUGAAUUGGAUAUAGUGGAUCAUGAAAUUGAAUACUCUGAUGACGAAUCUAUUAUUCCAAAUGAUAUGGAUAAGUCAAGAAAAGCCUAUGAUAAGAUUUUUAAAGCUGUUGUUGAGGCAUCAGAUGUAAUAUUAUAUGUUCUUGAUGCCAGAGACCCAGAAACAACUAGAUCAAGAAAAGUUGAAGAAGCUGUUUUAAGCGAUCCUAACAAAAGAUUAAUAUUUAUAUUAAAUAAGAUAGAUUUGAUCCCAGAUAAUAUACUUCAAUUGUGGUUAACAUAUUUUAAAUCACAAUUUCCUACUAUACCCAUUAAAGCAGCAUCAGGAAAUUCUGCUGCAAGAUCAAACACUACAACUAGUUUUAAUAAGAAUUUUUCUCAAGCAGUCACAUCGAAAAAUCUUUUGCAGUCAUUGAAAACCUAUGCAAAUAAAAGUAAUUUAAAAAGAUCUAUUGUUGUUGGUGUUAUUGGCUAUCCAAAUGUUGGAAAAUCGUCUAUUAUAAAUUCAUUAACCUCUAGGUUUAAUAGGUCAUCAAAGGCUUGUCCAGUUGGUAAUCAAGCUGGGGUGACGACUUCAUUACGUGAAGUCAAAAUAGAUAACAAGUUAAAGAUUCUUGAUUCACCCGGUAUUAUUUUCCCAAAUACACCAGUUGGUGUUAAGAAUAAUAGUAAAUUGAACCAAUUUAAGAAAGAGCAGGAGUAUAAAUUAGUUUUAUUAAAUGCAUUAUCAAAUAAAUUUAUAAAAGAUCCAACAAAUGCAAUUCAAUUGUUGAUUAAACGGAUUAUUAAUUUAGAAAAUUCCGAUCCGUUUGAAAAUUUUGAAAAAUAUUAUGAAUUACCACCAAUACCAAAUAUUAAUUUAAAAAAUUAUACUAAACAAAUAUUGGUUCAUGUUGCAAGAAAAAGAGGAAGACUAGGCAAAGGAGGAGUUCCAAAUCUUGAUAGUGCAGCAUUGAGUAUUUUAAAUGAUUGGAAAGAUGGGAAGAUAAUUUGUUGGACUUUACCACCAAAGAAUGUUAAAGAAUUUAAAAAUAUAAGAAACAAUAAAGAGUUGCCCAAGACUGAUCAAGUUACUAUUGUGAAGCAAUGGAGUAAAGAAUUUGAUUUAGAUGAAUUAUUUAGGAGCACUGGUAUUGAUAAUGUUGAACAAGAUCAAGUUAUGGCAUAA
This is a messenger RNA of Ascoidea rubescens DSM 1968, 1644 nucleotides long. RefSeq names its product RNA-binding GTPase NUG1 (gene NUG1). The record is from RefSeq and is a predicted model, not a curated record. Lineage: Eukaryota; Fungi; Ascomycota; Saccharomycetes; Ascoideales; Ascoideaceae. The transcript has 2 exons. Bases 43 to 1644 code for a protein of 533 amino acids. Gene Ontology annotation, molecular function: GTP binding. Gene Ontology annotation, cellular component: nucleolus.